UCCCAUUGCCCAAGCCUACCAUGAUACUUGAUUCACUUACCAGAUUCAAUUAUUUGUGCCUGCCAAAGCCAUCAUGAGCCCCUCUACUCUUGUGGUCAAAGCCGACCACCUUCCCUACUACACUCCCGCCAAUAAUGCCGGCGCUGCCGUUCAACCCCGCGAUGCCGCCACGCCGACCCUCUUCCGCCCGCUGACGAUCCGCGACGUGACCCUCAAGAACCGUGUCGUGGUCUCGCCCAUGUGCAUGUACUCCGCUGAGCCCGAUCUGUCCUCUCCUCAUGUUGGCGCCCUAACCGAUUAUCACAUCGCCCAUCUGGGCCAUUUCGCCCUCAAAGGCGCCGGUCUAGUGUUCGUUGAAGCGAGCGCCGUGCAACCGAACGGUCGCAUUUCCCCUAAUGAUGUUGGAUUGUGGGACACAGCCCCGGGGUCGGAGCAAGUCAAGGCUCUCGAGCGGGUCGUACGCUUCUGCCAUGCCCAGGGCGCCAAGGUCGCGGUGCAAUUGGCCCACGCCGGACGCAAGGCCAGCACAACGGCUCCUUGGUUGGCCAAGGAGGCCGGGAAGCCAACCUUGAAGUCGGACGAGGACGCAUUCGGAUGGCCUUCUGAUAUUGUCGGGCCAUCAGGUGGGAAGGAACAUAUCUGGGACGGCACAGGCGAGGGAUACUGGACGCCACGGGAGCUGAGCACGGAGGAGAUUGAUGAGCUGGUCAAGGCCUUUGCCAGAAGCGCUGAGGCGGCCGUCCGAGCUGGUGUGGAUGUUCUUGAAAUUCACGCAGCGCAUGGAUAUCUUCUGAACCAAUUCUUGAGUCCAGUUACUAACAAGCGGACGGACAAGUAUGGUGGGAGCUUCGAGAAUCGCACCCGACUUCUGCGUGAGGUCACGACGGCUAUUCGAGCGGCGAUUCCCAGCGGCACCCCGCUAUUUGUGCGCGUGAGCGCGGUCGAGUGGUUGGACGGGAAGGCUGUGGCGGCCGAGUCCGGCACUUGGGAUCUCGACAGUACUAUUCGCUUGGUUGCGGAUCUGCCGGAGCUCGGAGUUGAUCUAGUGGAUGUCAGCUCUGGUGGUAACCACAAGGACCAGAACAUUCACAUGAGCAACAAGAAUUAUCAGGUCGAUCUGGCAGGCCAUGUGCGCAAAGCCAUUCGGGAAGCGGGAGCAUCGACACUUGUGGGCAGUGUCGGAUACAUCACGGAAGCAGAGCAGGCAAAGGAGAUCGUCGAGGGAGCGGAAGAGGCUCGCGCAGCGGAGGACACUCUGUCUGGAUCAUCCCCACGCGCUGAUCUGGUGUUUCUGGCUCGCCAGUUCCUGCGUGAACCGGAGUGGGUGCUCAACGCCGCGAAGACGCUGGGAGUCCCCAUUGAACACCCGGUUCAGUUUAGGCGGGCCCUCUAGCGGGCCAGAAUUAAGGUUAUGAGAAACGAUCCGACUUUUGUAAAUAGAUUUGUAUGUUCUGAAUAGAUUUUUGUGUGUG
Aspergillus japonicus CBS 114.51 is the source of this 1472-nucleotide messenger RNA. RefSeq names its product NADH:flavin oxidoreductase/NADH oxidase. Gene Ontology annotation, cellular component: intracellular anatomical structure. The record is from RefSeq and is a predicted model, not a curated record. The transcript has a single exon. Lineage: Eukaryota; Fungi; Ascomycota; Eurotiomycetes; Eurotiales; Aspergillaceae. The coding region runs from base 74 to 1393 and encodes 439 amino acids. Gene Ontology annotation, molecular function: FMN binding; NADPH dehydrogenase activity; NADP binding.